AUGAUCAAGCUCCGGAAUAUCGGGCCCAGCGAGUGGGAACUUUGGAAACAUGAAAGACUAGCCGCACUUGCGGAAGCACCACAUGCAUUCCAUUCAAAACUCGUCGAGUGGGAGAAUAUGCCGGAACAACGGUGGCGUGCCCGGCUCAGCAUUCCUGGUGCUUACCAAGUCCUUGCUUUUCUCGACGGCAAGGCAGUCGGCAUGGCCGGUGGGCUUCUUGCUGAUGAGCCGGAGGUCGCUGAACUCGUGUCUAUGUGGGUAGCUCCCGCAGCACGGGGCCGUGGAGUCGGGGAUGCACUGAUAGCUGCUGUUGAACAAUGGGCCCGCGGCACUGGCGCCUCUAGACUCAGGCUUGAAGUGGUAAAGCACAAUAACCCAGCUCGCAGCCUUUACAUCCGUAACGGGUUUGUCGAUGUUGAACUUGAACAUGAUGAGCUGGAACUAGGUAAUGGGUGCUUUAAUCGGGUUAUGUUUAAGCAAUUGCGUGUGACAGGCCCUCCUUUUGUUCGGACAGCCGCAACGGGCGAAGGAUCCGCGACGGUUGCGACGGCCAUACCGCAACCGCUAAUUGCGACUGCGACCUCGAGUCACCACGCCUCCGCCCGGGCCAGUGUCGAGCCCGCCUCGUGCGCCGAUUCGCCUACCAAACCACCAGCAGAGGCGCCGAAAUAUCAGAUGUGCCGCGCGUUGAAGACAGUGGAGUCGUCGUGGCGCGAAUGGACAGUCAGCCUGCAAGGGCGCUCAUCCAGUGAGGAGCUAGAUCGGAAGUGGGAGACGAAGUGGAGGUCGGACAGCCAGAGCGAGCUGCAAUGGUCCUCGCUACGGCACGAGGCUAUUCGAGAAAUCAAGCGAAUAGCGUCUGCGAAGCGAGUACCAUUGUAG
This is a messenger RNA of Penicillium bovifimosum, 882 nucleotides long. RefSeq lists its product as uncharacterized. Gene Ontology annotation, molecular function: acyltransferase activity, transferring groups other than amino-acyl groups. The record is from RefSeq and is a predicted model, not a curated record. Bases 1 to 882 code for a protein of 293 amino acids. The transcript has 3 exons. NCBI's taxonomy places the organism in Eukaryota, Fungi, Ascomycota, Eurotiomycetes, Eurotiales, Aspergillaceae.